Oikopleura dioica is the source of this 486-nucleotide messenger RNA. The record is from the annotation of a GenBank genome assembly. NCBI's taxonomy places the organism in Eukaryota, Metazoa, Chordata, Appendicularia, Copelata, Oikopleuridae.
AUGUUGGAAAAGGCAAAGAGAAUGUUUUUCAGUAGAGACAAGAUGCGCAAACGGGUGGAACGGCGCACGAUAAGAAUUGAAUUAGAAGCGACGAUUGAUGGGAGCAGGACGGCGACUUUGACGGUUGAUCCCAGAUGGACGGUCAAAACCGUGCUGCUUGAGAUCUGCCGAGUUCCUGAUCUGGAGAUUCGCCAAAAUUACAUUUUCGGAUUGGCAAAAGAGAAAGACGGAGAGUUGUAUUUUCUGCAGAAAGACAAGGCGAUCGGAGACGAGGCACCUAAGGGCUGGAAAGAUGGGAAAGACCCAAAGCCUUUUGACGUUCAUCUCAAGGUGCAAUUUUUUGUCGUGCAUCCAGAAAUGCAGCUGCUUGACGCUGGAAGCCGCAGAUACUAUUAUCUCUCCAUAAAGAAUAAACUCGCCAAGAAACGGUUCAUUUCUUUUCUUAAAGUUCUACUCUCUACCUUUCAUUCUUUUUUUCUGAACUGA